Messenger RNA from Thyridium curvatum, 654 nucleotides. RefSeq lists its product as uncharacterized. Bases 1 to 654 code for a protein of 217 amino acids. The record is from RefSeq and is a predicted model, not a curated record. The transcript is spliced from 2 exons. NCBI's taxonomy places the organism in Eukaryota, Fungi, Ascomycota, Sordariomycetes, Thyridiales, Thyridiaceae.
AUGGCCCCUCAGUACCUCGUCAAAGGUCUCCUGACCGCCUUCGUCAUGCUGAUGGUCUCAACUACUGCCAUGGGACCGCCAACCCUUUCCCUCCGCGAUCUGCUCCGGAACUUCACACCAUCUGGGGCUUGCAACGUCUGGGCCCUACAUUGCUUCUCUGCUGCUGGCACUGACAUGGAAGAAGACAGUGUUGACAAGGUCGACCCCGAGUUUGCUCCUGAUGGAACAGAUGAGGGCGACCUGGCUGCUGCCCAGGGUAAGGACGUCAUGGUGCCCGAGUGGCUUGUUGGACUCUGGCUCGAGAUCAAGCUUGAGGCUGAUGACAUCAAGAACUUGAGCCAGAGGGUCCUUGUCGGCAGCAGUUUCUUUUCUCCAAACUCUCCAACAAGGGGUUCUCAGGCUCUUCAGGCCGUCUUAUCGUUGGUUUCUCUGUCUUUUUGCAACUCGAAAAGCUAUGGCAAUGCCUUCCUCAACCCGAUCCGCUGGCUGAUCCCUACAAUCAAAACCCUCCAGGUGUCACUUUGGAAAUACCGAUACUUGUUCCGACCCGCUGUGGUACCACCGUGCCCGUGGUCUGGCCUGGGCGGUCCCGACCAAGUAUUAGGCAAUUCUGACCUUCUCCAGAUGUGUGUCGAGGUGUACAUGGACUCGUGA